AUGAGUGAGACUGUUUUCGUUUCUGGAGCUACUGGCUUCAUUGCCCAACACAUUUGCAAACUUCUUCUCGAUAAAGGAUACACUGUCAUUGGAUCUGCGAGAUCUGAGGCUAAGGGUGAGCACUUAGCUCAAUUGUUGAACUCUACAAAGUUCAGCUACGUUGUCGUUCCAGAUGUUCAAUUUGAAGGCGCUUUCGAUGAUGUUUUGGCAAAAAACCCUCAGAUUUCUGUGUUUUUGCACACUGCAUCUCCUUUCCAUUUCAAGGCUACAAAUGUCGAGGACGAGUUGCUUAAACCGGCAGUUCAUGGAACAAAAAAUGCCUUGAAGUCAAUUACGAAGCACGGUAAUAACGUGAAGCGUGUGGUCAUCACGUCUUCUUAUGCAGCCAUUUCCACUGCUGAAUCUGAAGCUGACCCUUCGGUGGUCAACAACGAAAAAACAUGGAACCAAAUCACCUGGGAAGAAUCCAAGCGUGACCCUGUCCUGGGAUACAGAGGUUCGAAAAAGUUUGCAGAGCUUGCUGGAUGGGACUUUGUGAAGGAACAAAAGCCAAAUUUCAUCAUUAAUUACGUUAAUCCAUCUUUUGUCUUUGGUCCCCAAGCAUUUGACUCAGAGGUCAAGGACAACUUAAACACCUCGCUGGAGAUCAUUAACAAUCUCUUGAAAUUGACUCCAGAAUCGCAAAUCCCACCUACUCGUGGAGGCUUUGUUGAUGUCAGAGAUGUAGCCAAGGCGCACUUAAUUGCCUUUGAGAAGCCAAUUGAAAACGAAAGAUUGUUGAUGAAUGCAGGUAGAUUCUGCAGCCAGGAUUUGCUUGAUGUCUUGAAUGCCAAGUUCCCAGAAUUGAAGGGUAAGAUUCCAGUUGGAGAGCCAGGUACAGGUCACCUUGUGAACGAUGCCAUGUGCAAAAUUGAAAAUGAACACACCAAGAGCAUUCUUGGCUUUAAGUUGAUUGACUUGGAGACCACUGUAUACGACUCUGUUAAGCAAAUCCUUGAUGCCAAGAAAGGCUCGAAGAUUUGA
Molecule: messenger RNA, 1023 nt
Organism: Clavispora lusitaniae ATCC 42720
Lineage: Eukaryota; Fungi; Ascomycota; Pichiomycetes; Serinales; Metschnikowiaceae
Product: methylglyoxal reductase (NADPH-dependent)
Molecular function (GO): oxidoreductase activity, acting on the CH-OH group of donors, NAD or NADP as acceptor
Source: RefSeq, a predicted model, not a curated record